UGCGGUGACGCCUUCUCCACGCGACAGCGCGCUGCCUAGCCUUGUUCUCCACGUCUCAGGUUUCGCAAAGGCGCAUGGGAACGACCAGGACGAAGGUGUGUCAAGAUGGCGGAAGCCGAGGAAGCUCCUGGAGAGCACGAGACAGCGACGCCUAGGCCUUUGUUCGCGGGCCUUUCUGAUAUAUCAAUUUCACAAGACAUCCCAAUAGAAGGAGAGAUUACUAUUCCUGUGAGAGCUCGCGCUCGAGAACUUGACAACUCCACAUUAAAUGAGUCUGUUCGCCAUACUAUCAUGCGUGAUCUAAAAGCUGUGGGGAAGAAAUUUAUGCACGUUUUAUAUCCAAGGAAAAGUAACGCUUUGUUAAGAGAUUGGGAUUUGUGGGGCCCAUUAAUACUCUGCGUGACACUUGCCUUGAUGCUACAGAAGAGUUCUGUGGAUGGGGAAAAAGAUGGAGGACCGCAAUUUGCUGAAGUUUUCGUUGUUGUCUGGUUUGGAGCAGUCACUAUUACACUCAAUUCAAAACUUCUUGGUGGAAACAUUUCUUUCUUUCAGAGCCUAUGCGUGCUGGGAUACUGCAUACUUCCUUUGACUGUUGCAAUGCUAGUUUGCCGUCUGGUGCUUUUGGCAGGACAGGGACCAAUAAACUUCAUGAUUCGGCUUUUUGUGGUGGUGGUGAUGUUCGCCUGGUCUGUGGCUGCAUCGACAGCUUUUCUUGCUGACAGCCAGCCUCCAAACCGCAAAGCUCUCGCUGUGUAUCCGGUCUUUUUAUUCUACUUCGUGAUCAGUUGGAUGAUACUCACAUUCACUCCAUAGUAAAUCUGGAUACAGACAGUCAAAACCAGUAAACUGAAGGCUCACCUGAACGGUUGACCAACAACAGCCUCCCCACUCUCUUGUUCAAUUUUUGAGAUAUUAAAAGGGAGCCACAUAGCACUGUUGUCAUUUAUGUAAGGAACUGAUAUUUGCAAGGCUGUCCUUUUCCUCUUAAUGUUAUUUCUUUCAAAUACAUGUGCAUACCACGCAUAGUAAAAUGCCUUUCUACGGCAUGAUGAAGUUACUGUGGUCCAUUAGGGUGACAGCCAGAGACUCGAGGAGCAAGUGGGUCCACUCUACAAAUUAAAAAGGGUUGGUGACCAUCUGCAGCUUGGAGAAUAUUUGUUCAGGUGCAGCUCUUAAACACAUUGCCUUAUGACUAUUAGAAUAUGCCUCUUUUCAUAAGUAGUAAUAGUCUGUAUCCAUUUUCUUCUUCUUUUCUCUCCCAAACUUGAGAAAGCAAAGAGGUUAUGAAGAAGGUUUAUAGACAUGGGAGGAGAAAACAUGCAUUAAUUAAUUUUCACAUUUUGAUCAGAGUUAGUGCUAUACUUGGUUUGUUUGCUUGUUUUUUUUAAGCAAAUGACAUCUAAAUAAUCAGCUUUUAAAAAUUAUUUUUUAUAGUUAUUUUUCUGUCAUGUGUAACAGUACCUCGGCUAGCACUCUAGUUUUUAAUCUUUCUCCUACAUCCUGAAUAUACAAUACUAGCAGUCAGACAUGCAACUUUCCUUUGACUGAAGUUCUCGGUGGUCCAGUGUUUGAGCUUUUCUAAGUAGCAAAGAAGACAGAAAUCUAGGUUUAUGGUUUAUAAUGCAUAUUGUCAGGUGAGCACCUUUUAAGGUACGGGUUACAUAUUACACAGUUAAAAGGACGUAUUCAUUAUUUUGUGUGGUCCAGCCUCAGACUAGAAGGGAAGGCUACAUCAGAAAUGUGCAUUUAACCAAAUAGACACAGACUUUAGUGUUCCGAAGCCUAGGUAACAGAAGGUCGUUUAUGUAACAUGACAAAUGGUAAGUUGAGUUUACAGCUGCUGCCUUUCCUGUAGUGGGCUCAGCAGUUUUUUUCAUUUUAUAUAUAUAUAUAUAGAGUUUUGUUUUAUUUGUUUUGUUUUUGGCUGGGGAAUAGCAAUUUAUUUUGUGUUUUAGACUUUAUUUGUAAACCUAAUUAGCUCCCCUUUAGAUAUGUACAUUUUGCACAUGUGCACCUACCUGUACUCUCAUAUAUUUAUGCACACAAGUGUGAAGGCUUUUCAGGGAACAGAACAUGUGAGACAGGCUGAUUCUCAGCUGAACAGGACUGCUGUAAGAUAGUAAGAACUGUUGCCUUCUAUGUUUCAAUUGAAGAACUAAUAGACAAUAAUUAGGAGUCAGAGAACAUUCAUUGUAAAUAAGCAUUUACUUACAGAGAUAGGAAUUUCUUAUUCCUUGUUUUUUCUUUAUCAUAGCAUUUAAAUAUUUAUUGAUUUUGUAUUUAAAGACUACCUUCAUAUAAAUAGAUGAUUCUAAAAACGUAAUUUUUCCCAUUCUCAGAGUAACCAAAUGAGCAACACUAGGCCAAAUGGGUUCAUGGGAUGAGUUACAAAGCAUUACUGAAUUUGUCCUCUCUGUCUAGGCUUUUCUAAAGGUUUGGGGUUAUGUUUUUGAAUUCAUUGUAAUUUAUCUUUUAAAUUAUAAACCCUGUGAAGAUAAAUAUAGUGUUUCACUCUUGAGUUAGUAAAGAUUUGAAACUGACCCUGAUUUUUGAGAUUUGAGAGUGGUCUCUUUCCACUCAAAUAUCUUUCCUAAGUUGUUGUUGUGUAGUCUUCCCAAGUAAUUAUAAUAAUGAAGAAGGAACCAUAUUUCUCAAAGGAAAUUUAGUCUUUACUGGAUUUUACUCAGGUGAAACAUUUACUCUGAAAUUCCUAAGGCCACAAUUUAUGGGGAUUUGGAGGGUUACACAUAUUGGAUAUAAGGCAGCUUGAUCCUGUGAGUGUUAAUCUGUUGCUCUUGGGUGAAUUGAUGAAUAGUAUUAUGUAGUUGAAUGUAGGACUGGGAGUGUAGUUCAGUGGUAGAGCAUUUGCCAGGCAUGCAUAGAAAAAAAGUGGAUAAACUGGAGGAUUAAUUACUUGUUUCUAGAAUUGAAUAAUAAAAGGGUAUAAUUAUUUUUAAUAUGUGCAAAAGGUCUGUUGCUUUCUGUGAAGUCCUGAGUCUGGAAGUUGUAAUAUAGCUUUUCCUGGUUUGCUGCAAUCAUGGUUGAUUCUAGAAAUGAAGACUGGAAGGGCGGAAGCCUCAAGCAGAGGAACUCCUUCCUGUUCUAGGUUGGUGACAUUUCAUGCUUCUGGUGAAUUUCAGGCUUUUUGAGUAUCCGUGCAGAAUGUGCAUGGGUAUCAGCCAGCUUGGAUGAUCACCUGGCUGCUUUUACAUCUGAGAUCAUGACACUUAAAGUUGAAGACUUGGUUUAAUUGGUGUUCAGAUUACAAAACUCUAUUAAUGACAACAUAUUUGAAUGUUCUGAAUGGUUCAUGAAAGUCACCAUCAAAUAUUAAGGAUUUUUGUGUAUGUGUUUUGUUUGGAUUUUGGCCUCAAAGUUAUAUAAGUUGAAUUUGAUCUUUUCAUUGUGUUGUGGGAUCUUUCUUUUGUUGGGCAAAAUUGCAUAGCAUGAGACUGGUAAUCAUUUCACUGUUGACUAUCUUUUAUAAAUAGUACCCCCAAAAAUGUGAUUAGAAGGCUAAUAAGCCUGUACUUGGAGAUAUAUAAUCUCUUGACUUACUGCAUUUGAGAUGCCUGCUUAUUCCUGAAGAUGAAAAUGAAAAUUUGUCAGUUGCUAUUUUUGGUUACCGUCAAGUCAUCCAUUGCAUGCUGAUGUUUUAGUCUGGUUUGAGCACUGCAAUGAUCCUUAAAUAGACUGUCAGUUUCUGAGACAGUUGGGUGGAUCCAUGUAUGUAAAUUAGAGAUCCUUUCGAUAGAUUCUGUGUGCUUUUGUUAUGAAUAUAGAACUGACAGGGGUAAUAAUUUUAUGAUUAUUAAUAGCUAACACUUAUUGGGCACUUACUGUAUACCAAUUUACUAUUCUACUUUUAAAGUAAUUUUUGUAAUAGCUUUAUUAAAGUUCACUUUACCAUGAAAUCCAUUUUUUCAGAGUGUACAAUUCAGCAGUCUUACUAGAUUUAGAGUUCUACAACAAUCACUGAUAUCUAAUUUGAGAAUGUUUGUCUUUAUCACUGCAGAGAAACCAGUCAUUCCUGUUCUCUAGUUACUGCCGGUCUACUUUCUGUCUAGUCAUCUGGCCAGGCACUGUUUGUAGUGCUUGCUCUAUUUCCUCGACUCCUCAACAUAAAGUGCUCUAAUUUUCAUUUCACAGUAGAAAAUCGAGGCACAGAAAUGGAAGGAAUUGACCAAGGUCAUGCAGGAAGUGAAUUUAUGGUAUGAACACAUUAGAUGAGAUGCAGUCUGCAUUUCACUGUUAGGCACAUGAAAUGAACACAUUCCUUCCCAGGGUGUGUCUCCUGUUACUAACCUUUGCACCCUAGAACUGACUGGAGGUGGAUACAUAUUGUUCUUUUUUCAGAGGAAUGGAACUCUGGCACCUGAGCACACAAAGCAGGCAGACUUAGAAAGACAUAGGUUUGCUGCCCUUAAACCCCCUUUUUUUCCUUUUCUUUUCCCCUUUUCACACAUAUACAGUCUAUUUUUCUCCAACUUUGAAGAAUUAAAUUACUAUAAAAUUUCCCAUUUCACAUAUACAUAGUCUGUUUUUCUCCAAGUUUGAAGAAUCAACUACUUUUACCUUUCCUAAAGGGAUGAUGAUUUACGCCUCAAAAUGCAACAUCUCUUCAGGUGUUUAUAGUAUAGGGAUGUAUCUGGUCAUUUAGGGUACUGGGUAUAUUCCUAAGACUUAAGAUUGAAGUCAUUCGAGAACUGAAUGCCUUUCUAUUUGGGUAAAUGUGGUGAGAAUAAAGACUUUGCCUUAAUGAAGCUUGUUCAUUUCUGGUCUUGGGUAUUCUACUUUAAUCCUGAUCUUUCCUAUGGACAAGAAACCUGUGCAAAGAAACCUGUAAAAUGGUUUGUGAAUGUUAUAUGUAUCAAUAAAAACACUGGAAAGGGGCAA
Molecule: messenger RNA, 4896 nt
Organism: Peromyscus leucopus (white-footed mouse)
Lineage: Eukaryota; Metazoa; Chordata; Mammalia; Rodentia; Cricetidae
Gene: Yipf6
Product: Yip1 domain family member 6
Exons: 7
Coding region: 106-813 (235 amino acids)
Biological process (GO): endoplasmic reticulum to Golgi vesicle-mediated transport
Cellular component (GO): membrane; trans-Golgi network
Source: RefSeq, a predicted model, not a curated record